Messenger RNA from Chlamydomonas reinhardtii, 1386 nucleotides. RefSeq lists its product as uncharacterized. NCBI's taxonomy places the organism in Eukaryota, Viridiplantae, Chlorophyta, Chlorophyceae, Chlamydomonadales, Chlamydomonadaceae. The transcript has a single exon. The record is from RefSeq and is a predicted model, not a curated record. The coding region runs from base 156 to 1133 and encodes 325 amino acids. Gene Ontology annotation, biological process: tRNA threonylcarbamoyladenosine modification.
CGUCACACUAGAGCACUCCAAACACAACCUGCCUUUCUGCGUAGAACCCUUUCCUCGCAACGCCCACGAUGGAGACGCCAUAGCUUCCUCCUGCUAGCAUGAAGCCAUACUGUGAUCACUUACCGCCAAAAUUAGGGACGAGAAGCCUUAGACAUAUGCAGCGCGCGUUCGUGGUGGCGCGGCAGCGCUGCCUGGUCGCCAAACCUAUCCCUCGGCAGCUGCAGCGAUGCGCCAGCACAGCAAGCUCGAAGGCAGUGUCAGUAAGCGCCUCAGCUACUUGUGCGCCAGGCACCGAGCACCGGGUGUCCGCGCCCACCGCGCAAGCCAUGGACUGCCUCGCCGCGCUGUUUGCGUCUCACAUACGAGCUGGAGACUGCUACUGCCUGUUCGGGGCAGUGGGAGCUGGCAAGAGCGUGUUCAGUCGGUCUUUCAUCCGCGCGGUCGCCGAGGAUGACUUUCUGCCGGUGCCCUCGCCCACGUUUCUGCUCCAAAACACAUAUGACGAGCACCAGGGACCGCCGAUUCACCACUUUGACUUCUACCGGCUCGCGUCGGUCCAGGACUUCAACCGGCUCGACCUGGAGGGCUCGCUCACCCGCGCUGUGUGCCUGAUGGAGUGGCCCGAGCGCCUGCCGGUACUGCCUGGCGAGUACCUGGCGGUCAACAUCGAGGUGGUUGAUGAGCUGCCGGAGCUACCGCCCCAGUCCGCAAGCAGCGCCGGCAGCGGCGACUUCCCAGGCGCGCUGGUGCUGCCAUCGCUCGGCAUCCGCCGCAGCCGCAAGGCGCCGCGCGGGCGCGCCUUCGCGGUUAGCGACAGCUAUGACAGCGACAGCGAGAGCUCAUUCGUGGCAACCGACUCGGCCUACAGCGAUGUGGACACGGAGCAGGAGCUGGAGGAGUUCACGGACCGCCGGCCGCGAAUCGUGACGCUGACACCCUUCGGCAGCUACUGGGAGGGUCGCGCGCGACGAAUCAUGAGCUACAUCGCCGCGCACAGUCACGCCUGCGAGGGCCUUGUGGUGCUCAACUACCAGGAGUCAGAGACGGCGGCGGUGGCAGCCAGCAACGGCAGCAGCGGUGUAGCGGCGGGCGCGGCGGCAGGCGUUUGCGGUGGCAGCGGCGGCGCUGAAUAAGCGUGUGGCUGCGUGUUUCACUGACCAGGGACAGGUCGGGGGGGGGGCGCAGUGAUGUGAAGCAAACAUUUCAGCUGUGGCGGUAGCAGCAGCGGCGGCAGCAGCUCAGAGCUGCCGCGGAGCUAGCAGCAGUAGCAGUAGCAAUUUUGGUCACGUCUUGGGGGCGUGCUUUGGUGUCCUACAACGGUGGGCGCCCCUUGCGGGCCAACCGCUGGAGCGAAUGGCUGCACGGUGUGCCCACCCGGUAGCGGCA